GGAUAUUUGGACUCUGUGAACGAGGUUUAAUAGUAUUAAUGCAAAUGUAAUGAAAUAUCGGCAAAAAAUAUAUAAUUUGAAGGGUUGUAAGAUAAAAGGAAUGUAUAUUUUAUACUAAUGGCACGAACUUAUGUUAGUUAAAACAUUCGUGCAGUAAAAGAAGCAAGAACCCAAAAAAGUAUUUAAAAUUACUGAAUAUUGUAAUCGGCUGAACAAGAAGUAAACAACAGUCGGGUGGGUGCCGUAAAUGAUGCACCGCUAUGACGUAACUGUCGCAAACCAACACUACUGUCGUGAAAACUGGCCGCCCCCUAAAGAUGGCGGCGGAGCUGCAUCCCCGGAGCGGAAAGCUGGUCGGCCUGUCCAACUCCAACCGCACCGCCCGGCGCAAUCAGCCCGUCCAGGAGUUCAACCACGGCCUGGUGCUCAGCAAGGAGCCGCUGAGAGACCGGGACGUCUUCACUGUCCGUAUCGACAAGAAGGUGAACUCGUGGAGCGGUUCCAUUGAGAUCGGCGUGACGACGCUGGACCCCGCGCUGUUGGACUUCCCAAGCAGCGCCACGGGCCUGAAGGGUGGCUCCUGGAUCGUGUCGGGCUGCUCCGUGCUCCGGGACGGCCGCUCGGUGCUGGAGGAGUACGGGCGCGACCUGGAUCAGCUGGCCGAAGGCGACCGCGUGGGUAUCCAGCGCAGCUCCCGCGGUGAGCUCCACCUAUGGGUCAACGGCCAGGACUGCGGCGCCGCCGCCAGCGGCUUGCCCCCCAAGCUGUGGGCCGUGGUGGACCUGUACGGCAAGUGCACGCAGGUGACGGUGGUGAGCUGCGAGCCGCCGCUUCCCUCGGCCGAGCGAGAGACUGUAGUUCGGGUCGAGGAGGAGGACGAGGAGGAAGAUGCGGUGGUCUGCGGGGUGCGAGAGGAUGCGGGCAUCACGGCACUGAUGAAUGUGGCAGCGAUGAAUGGAGUCAUGAUAGGAGACGAAGUGCCUGAGCUUAGUUGCGGUCACAGCAGACCAGACAAGUUCCCCAACAACCUGGAGCCAGACGCAGUUCUGACAGAGCACCAGCUCUUUGACGUGUUCAACAACGCGAUAGUCUCUUUUUACCAAGCCGAGGAUGAGGGCGGAGGGGAAGAAGGCGGCGGCGGCGGCACAGGAGGAAGCGGAGCCACGGGAAGUGACUCCUCCUCGUCAAGAAACGACACGAGGAGCGGCAGCAGAGGUGGGGCGCCGAGCAACGACAGUGGGAUGGGAGCGGGGGACGCCGGGAACACUGGGAACACGAGCAGCGCCCCCGCCGGAGGAGGAGGAGCGUCGGGGGCGGCGACAGGCGGCUUGACCACCAAUGACGCGCUGCUCUUCCACGAGAAGUGCGGCACCUUGAUCAAACUGAGCAAUAACAACAAGACGGCGGAGAGGAGGCGACCGCUGGACGAGUUCAACAACGGCGUGGUCAUGACCAACCGGCCGCUGCGACACAACGAGAUGUUCGAGAUCCGCAUUGAUAAGCUGGUGGACAAGUGGUCGGGUUCAAUUGAGAUUGGCGUGACCACACACAUCCCAAACAAUCUGGACUAUCCUGCAACCAUGACCAAUCUGCGUUCAGGUACAAUCAUGAUGAGCGGCUGUGGUAUACUGACCAACGGGAAAGGCACCAGACGGGAAUACUGCGAGUUUAGCCUGGAUGAACUACAGGAAGGAGAUCACAUCGGGCUGAUGCGCAAAGCCAGCGGUGCGCUUCAUUUCUACAUCAAUGGCAUCGACCAGGGUGUUGCGGCAGCGCAGACCCCCGGCGUGGUGUACGGCGUGGUCGACCUCUACGGCAUGGCCGUCAAGGUCACCAUUGUUCACAAUCACAACCACAGCGAGCGCCUCCGCCGCAACAACGCUAUCAUGAGGGCGAUGUCGCCCGACGUCGGGCGGCCCCGGCCCACCCUCACUCCGGACUCCGACGCGCCGGAGCGGCUCCUCUUCCACGCCAACUGUGGCCAGAAAGCCGCCAUCAUCAGCGACGGCAGGACGGCGCUGAGGCCACAUGCCACGGACGACUUCAAUCACGGCGUGGUCCUCAGCAGCAGGCCGCUGCGCUCCAACGAAGUGUUCCAGGUUCGUAUUGACAAGAUGGUGGACAAGUGGGCGGGCUCCAUCGAAAUCGGUGUGACGACGCACAACCCCGCCUACCUGCAGCUGCCCUCCACCAUGACGAACCUGCGCUCAGGGACAUGGAUGAUGACAGGGAAUGGUGUGAUGCACAAUGGGACAACAAUUCUAGACGAAUACGGACACAACCUAGACCGCCUCAAAGCGGGUGACACCGUCGGCGUCGUGCGCAAAGAAGACAGCAGCCUCCACUUCUUUGUGAACGGUGUCGCUCAGGGCCCAGCGGCCUGGAACGUGCCCCCCAACGUCUACGCCGUGGUGGACCUCUACGGCCAGGCAGCUCAGGCUACCAUCAUGGACGACAUGGUGGACCUUCCCCCUCUCCCCGAGGACAGCUCCGAGGGACCCACAGCCAUGUCCCCUGGGAGCCCCUGCUCAGUACUGGGGGCCAGCACCGCCACCGACCUGCGUUUCCACCACCUGCACGGCACCAACGCCGUCAUCACCAACGGGGGGCGCACCGCUCUGCGCCAGAACUGCCGCAGCGAGUUCAACGACGCCAUUGUAAUUUCCAACAGGUGCCUUCGAGAUGGAGAGCUCUUUGAAAUCAUCAUUCAGAAGAUGGUGGACCGCUGGUCAGGUUCAAUAGAAGCAGGGGUGACAGCCAUCAGGCCAGAAGAGCUUGAAUUCCCCAACACGAUGACUGACAUCGACUAUGACACGUGGAUGCUCAGCGGGACGGCGAUCAUGCAGGACGGUAACACGAUGCGCAACAACUACGGCUGCGACCUGGACUCGUUGACGUCGGGCUCCCGCAUCGGCAUGAUGCGCUCGGCCAUCGGUGACCUUCAUUAUUACAUCAACGGCGUGGACCAGGGUGUGGCGUGCUCCGGUCUGCCACCGGAGGUGUUUGCAGUGAUUGACCUGUACGGUCAGUGUGUUCAGGUGUCCAUCACCAGCUCCUCGGGCCCACUAGACAACAGCUUGUGCACCAGCAACAUCACUGAGAAGAGCUUCCCAAUCCACUCUCCAGUAGCAGGAGUUGCCCACCGGCUCCAUGGUAAACAUGGUAAGAAUGUGGUGCUGCUGGGCGAGGGGUGCCAGGCCGUCCGAGCGGGGGGUUAUGCUCACGGCAUCGUUUUCAGCGCUAAGGAACUCAAAGUGGAUGAGCUGUUCGAGGUGAGGAUCGACGAGGUGGACGAGCAGUGGUGCGGUUCGCUGCACGUCGGCCUGACCACGUUGGCGCCGGCCGAGCUCCCGUCGUGCCCGCUCUCCGGCUUCUCCCCCUCCCUCCCGCAGCUUCGCGCCAAGGUCACCUGGCUGCUCUGCGGCUCGGAGGUCCGUCGUAAUGGCGUGCUGCAGCGCCAGAACUACGGCCGCUCGCUGGAGCGGCUGACGGUUGGGAACCGUGUGGGCGUGAAGCGGUGCAGCGAUGACACCAUGCACAUUUUCAUUGACGGCGAGGACAUGGGACCUGCGGCCACCGCAGUAGCCAAGGUGUAUGCAGUCUUGGACCUGUACGGGCGGAUCACGGCGGUAUCCAUCGUCAGUUCCACUCUGAUGGAGGACGUCGAAGGCGUCAAGGCGCCGUCGCUCUCCUCGGGAAGCUGCAGUGAAGGAGAGGAUGACAGCACGCCGGUCAGAGAAGCUGCGGGUGAGCCGUGCGCAACGGUGCCCACCGCCAUGGCUUUCCUGGAAAACCACGGGAAGAACAUCCAGCUGUCCAACCAAAAGCUGACGGCAGCCAGAGUGUCGAGCUACAACCAGGGCCUGCUGGUCACCGCUCGGCCGCUGACCCAGCAGCAGCUCUUCCAGUUUCAGAUCGACCGCCUCAAUCCGUCGUGGACGUCGUCGCUGUCGCUGGGGGUGAUCGGUCACUCCCCGGACCGGCUCAACUUCCCCUCCACGGCGUGCUGCUUGAAACGCUCCGCCUGGCUGCUGCAGAGAGACUCCAUCUUCCACAACUCGCUCAAAAUAUGCGAGAACUACGGUCCUAACUUGGACACGUGCCCUGAGGGGACAGUGUUGGGUCUGCUGGUGGACGCCAACGGGUGUCUCCAUCUUUAUGUCAACGGCAUGGACCAGGGGGUGGCAGCGCAGGACAUUCCCGCCCCCUGCUACCCCUUCAUCGACCUGUAUGGCCAGUGCGAACAGGUUACCAUAGUCACAAAUAACGUGCCAACUGUGGGUGGAGAGGGUGGCGACGCCCGCUGUCAAGGCGACAUGGAGAAGGCGGACAUGGUUGACGGCAUCAAGGAGAGCGUGUGCUGGACACCCCCUCCCGACGUCAGCCCCAACAAGUCCUGCGAGUACCAGGCGCUGUGCUCCCGCUUCAAGGACCUGCUCACCCUACCAGACGGCUACUUCAGUGAGGAUGCAAAGUACAACCUGUGCUACUGUGAGUCCUGCCGCAAGCUGCGGGGGGACGAGGCUUAUUACAAGAGAGGCGAGCCCCCCCGGGACUACGCUCUGCCUUUCGGAUGGUGCUGCUUCGCCCUCAGGAUCAAGCCCCACUGUGAGGUUUCUAACGCACUGAAGAAGUGGCACAUCGCGUACCACGGCACCAGCGUCGGGGCCCUGCGGCGCGCGCUGGACCACAGCCAGCUGCUGCCUGGGACGUCGUCCAUCUUCUCAGUGGCGCCGGUGAAGGCGGAGGGGCCGGAUAGCUACAGCGAUCCGGAGGAGAACAGCGCCCCCGGGAGGGAGGUGCCCAGGGUCAGGCUGUCGCCCACCAUGCGCUACUCUGGUUUGGAGACGUUUGCUCCUAAAGUGCAAUUUCGGGACCCCCGCUCUCACCGCUGCCACCAGGCCCAGGUGGGCUUCCAGGUUUGCGUGCGGCCCGGCUCCUACAAGGCGGGCCCGCAGCAGACGCUCGGCCACGGCGAGCCUCUGGACCCGCGCUUCAGCAACUCGGAGAUCGAGUGGAUCACGAAAGAGCAGGGCGGCACGCUCCUCUACGGUCUGCUCGUGCGGGUCGAGUGAGCGACUUUUGAUUAACUGACUACCAAAUCCAAGCCCUGCCUUUGAGAAACAGACUCCUCUGCGAUCCACUUGAUCCAAAUGAUUGUUGACAUUUUUCAUUUUGGCGGUUUCAAAGAACAACAGACACUGCCUGCACUUUAAGUUUCGACGAUAUUUAUUCUUUUUUUGUGGUUUUUUUUUAAGCGGACUAAAUAGCAACAUGACACGUUUUCGUUUGUUUAACACCCUGCGCUUUUAUUUCGGGGACGUCCCCCCUGCCCCGCCAAGCCUGACGUAAUUGUUUUCACACGCAAAAAAAAAAAAAAAAAAACUUGAAUUUUAAGAGUGAGAUUUUACGACUGGAUUGUUUACACAUUUUGUUACGGUCCCGUUUGUUAUCACGAGCCUGACCGACCGUCUGUUUUCUCUUCAGCAACUGCUUUUGUUGAGAAAAGUAUUUGAAAUGGGAAUACAAUAAAUAUGGGAAUAGGGAUGAGCCCAAAUUGCAACGAAUUGAUGGAUUAAAAUUUCCUACAUUCAUACAUGGGUACCUUGACUUACAACUUUGUUGGGGCACUUGUAAGUCAAGGUAGCACUGUAGUUUAAACUGUACAAAAGAGCACAGAAACAGCAACUAGGUGAGUUUUUCAGUGAAUAACUGCGGAAGCGGUGAAAAAAAAAAAAUCACGAUUAGGAGGGGGAAGACUUAACAAUGGUUUGUCUGUUAGAACCUCCUAAGAGGAUAUUUUUUAAAUCAAAGUGACUCAAAAAGCUGGCAACCCUGUUUACUAAAAAAUGCCAUUUGUUUAUUAUCAUCAAAAAUGUUCAUGUUCAAAUUCAUGGAACGUUUAAAAAAAAAAAAAAAAAAAAAGUUGUCGUCUCAAUAAGAUGGCCCAUGUUACCUUGAGAAUGCUCUCAGCGAGGGCUCUGAGGUUUUCGCUUCCACCGUUCACGUUUGGAGUUUUCUCCCGGUUUACGUUCUCAAUCCCGGUUGUGGCGAACCCGCUCCGUUUCUCGAGGCACCGUCAAACUCCGAAUGGAUUCAAGAUCAAUAACCUUCUACGAGCAGCUGGGAUCCGAGCAAGAUCCAGUGGGAUUUGUUUGACGAAAAGAAACGAAAAACAAAAACAACUUCCAAUCAAAAAUGUGAAAAAUGUUUUAUGGGUAAUUUAUGGCCCAGUGCUGCUUUGUAAAUUUUGUUUUCCUGUAUGUUGCAUUGUACAUAAAUAUCUUCCUGGUUUAUAUAAAUAUAUAUAUUAAAAAAAUAAACUGACAGUAUGCACAGUUGGUUUGUUUUUACCCCUACCCUCAACAAAACAAAACAUGAGAUGUUCCUUUUCUGUCAAAUUUGAUUUUGAGUAGGAAAAGGAUGUUUUUAUUGCAGCGUCAACAUUCUGGUGAUUUCUUAUUUAUAAAGGCCAAUAGUGUGUUUGUCUCAAGAUCAGACAAGCAACAAGAAACUUUUAGAACCGAGAACAAACACAAAAAAAGGCCUUGAGUUUGACACCUAUGAGGUAGAGUAUGCAGUGCAGGAAGAGUCUAUAUUUACACACCACAACACAAAACUUAUGUUUUAGGGUGGAGGUGACUGCAGACUGGACUGAGAGGUCCCAAGAGGGAACUGGACCGGGGUAAUAAGUACAUACACGCAUCAA
Molecule: messenger RNA, 6709 nt
Organism: Phycodurus eques (leafy seadragon)
Lineage: Eukaryota; Metazoa; Chordata; Actinopteri; Syngnathiformes; Syngnathidae
Gene: neurl4
Product: neuralized E3 ubiquitin protein ligase 4
Exons: 29
Coding region: 318-5075 (1585 amino acids)
Molecular function (GO): ubiquitin protein ligase activity
Source: RefSeq, a predicted model, not a curated record